This is a messenger RNA of Fundulus heteroclitus (mummichog), 2505 nucleotides long. RefSeq lists its product as uncharacterized. NCBI's taxonomy places the organism in Eukaryota, Metazoa, Chordata, Actinopteri, Cyprinodontiformes, Fundulidae. The record is from RefSeq and is a predicted model, not a curated record. The transcript has 6 exons. The coding region runs from base 26 to 1945 and encodes 639 amino acids.
UUGUUCAGCAGUACCAAAGACUGCCAUGGAGCAGGGGGUCACUGACUUCAAAAUAGACGUGGGGUGUGAGAAUGAAAUGCAUCGAUCAGUGGACAGGAUGACCCAUGACAUAAUCUCCAACCUGAUGAUAGACUGUACCAAUGUUGGUAAAGUUCUUGAUACACUUUCAGAGGUCUGUCGUUCUGUAGAACAGCACAUGGACAAACAGAAAGAGAUAAAGGUGUUGAUGAAGAUUUUGGAAUCAGCUCAGAACGUCAAAGAUUGGAUAGAAAUGCUGAAUUCAUUUCCCACUAAACAUGUUAUUGAAAAUACCUUUGUGCCAAAGUUUCUGGAAAGCGUGGAAAAGCUGUCACAGGAAAAGUACAACAAUGAUGGAAGACACAAAUUAUCUGAUGUGGAACGACUGAAAACGAACUUCCUCCAGAUUAUAGCCACCAGUGUUUCAGACUCAUUUGUUGAAGCAUGUUCAAGACACAUGACUUCAAUCAUAACCAGAAAAUACAUGACCAAAAUAAACACUGCUGCUAGAAGUGCUGUCAGCAACCUACUGGGCAGGGCUGACACUCAAAGUUUCUUUGACAACCAGCUGUAUAAGCACCAGACUAAAAAGGUCAUCCAAAGUCCAUGUGCAUCUCUAUCAACAGAGGAAAAACAGGACCUUCAUUGUUACAUAGAAGAAAUUUCAGACGUCAAUCGUCCUGCUUCAGCCUUGGACAUCCAUGUCCUCACUCAGACUGAUGCUCUCCAAGGCAAAGGCAUCAGAGUGAUAGUUGUGGAUGCAGAUAAUAUAAAGCUCUCAGAGGAUUAUUUUCCAGGAAAGGACAGUUCUGCAGAUGACAUUGUCCUCCAGCUGAGGAAAGAUCCAGAAGCAGCAAAACAGACGAUCACAGAACGGCUUGCUGGUAAAACGAGGCCCUACGCUGGACAUUUUGAAAUCCUGAGGCCUGAUGGUUCUGUGACUCCAGUAAACUCUGAAGGUCAGAACUGCUUGUAUCACGCUGUGGUUCAGGCGACCAGCACAAGUCCAGCUGAUGUGGAACAAAAGGCCUUGAACCUUCGAAAUCAAGUAAAAGAUUCUCUUCUACAGGAAACACACAGGUAUGCAGCGGCCCUGCACCUGCAGAGAGGAUAUGAAGAAACACAUCAAAAUUCAGGUAAAUACACCAUCAUGGGAGGAGGGAGAAAGACACAACAUGUGAGCAAAAAACAGUAUAAGGACAUGAGGAACACGACGGAGCUGGAGGAUCUACCUGAAGGUGAAAUCUCCAUUAUAAACGCCUACAAUCUGGGUCUGGUUGGCACCUAUAAUGAUAUCAAAGGACUGCGGAAGAACAAUUCCAACCCCAAUGCUCAGUACAACAGCAAGGAUUCUCCUGUCAAUGCAGAUCACAUCCCACCUAAAAAUACCUUCCAGAAAGCUUUCGAGAUGCUACAGAAACCUGAGAACAAAGAGCUAAAGCAGAGCUUUGAAGCAAAUGAACCAAAACUGUAUAAACUGAUUGAUAAAAAUGGAAACUGUGGGCGCUGCAUGGAGGUUCUAACAGAACAUCACCUGCAGGCCCUGACCACCGGCAACAGCAAAGAAGCUAAAUUAGUCAGGGAGCACCUCUCUAAUGUUUGUCUCUCUCGUGACGGCGUUGAACUGAUGAAAAAUUCUAUCCUCGCGGCCAAUCCAGUGAUGUCUGAGAAUCUGAGGAGAGAUGCAGGAAUCCCCCAGAAAAGUAAAGGAGCUGAGUUCAUGUCAACAGAAGCAACCCGGAGCUACUACACCAUGGGAUACAAGCUGCUGGUGAAUAAAUACUAUGAGAUGGGACUCUACAACCAGAGUGCUAAAGAUCAUCUUCAUGAGUGGAUCCAGUCCGAGCUUUACUCCACGAAUUCACCACAAUAUCACAAAAUGCUUGAAAUACUGAAGCCAUUUGGAAAAAAACAGAAAGAGAUGUGAAUGUAUCUGCCUGUGUGAACUGGUUGAUCAUUUGUUCAUGAAAUGCCUCAAUUAUUUUGGCUGUUAGAGGUAAUAAUUGGAUCAAGUGAUUAUGGGAUAAACUGAGUUGCAGUGGUACCCCCCCCCCACCCCCACCCCCACUCCCACUGUCACUAACUCCACACCUCCUCCUGUUACUCAUCUUAUUUCAGGGCUAUAUGCUGAGUUUAUUGCUGUACAGUCAGAUAACGACUCAUAUCAAGUCAAGUCCUGUCAUUAACUUUCAGUCAGCUGACUCAGCAGUCUUUGUUUCCACCAUGGCACACAGCAGCACUGAGAGCACCGUUAAAGGGAGGCUAAUGUGUUUCAUUGUUGAAUUCUGGCCUUUGGAGGAACAUUAACUCCUCUAACAACAUUUAGAGAAAGCAUACAUGAAGUAUUUCACAUUAGCCGCAUUUACAUGGACAAAGGUAAUCGUAAUAAAGGGCCGAUCAGAAUAAAAAAGCGUCACAUGAUCAUUAUGGAACUUAACUCAAGUAGAAUUAAAUUGUAAUCUGAAUGAGAUGGGUGGUUUAUGCUAA